Messenger RNA from Gekko japonicus, 729 nucleotides. RefSeq names its product tetraspanin 16 (gene TSPAN16). Lineage: Eukaryota; Metazoa; Chordata; Lepidosauria; Squamata; Gekkonidae. The transcript has 7 exons. The coding region runs from base 1 to 729 and encodes 242 amino acids. The record is from RefSeq and is a predicted model, not a curated record. Gene Ontology annotation, cellular component: membrane.
AUGCGCUGCGUCUCCUCCCUGAAGACGGUGGUGUUUGCGCUCAAUGGGGUGACAUCUCUGGGAGGUCUGGCGAUGCUGCACAUUGGCAUCUGGCUGAGCCUGAAUCAUCGAGGCCCCGUGGCAGAGGUCCUGGACGUGGGAGCGCCACCACUGGCCCAGCGGGUGGCCCACGCGCACUACCUGUGCAUCGCUGCCGGCUCUUUCUCGGCCCUGGCGGGCUUCAUGGGAUGCUGGGGGGCCGCGAGAGAAAGAAAAUGCCUGCUGGGGAUGGUCUCUCUGCUCAUGGCGGCCCUCUUCCUAGCGGAACUGGCGUCCGCGGUCCUGGCUUUCUCCACGACGGCAGAUGUAUUUGUUGCACAUUUAAAGACGUGGGCCUUGAAGACUUUAAAAGAGGACUAUGGACAGGAAGAGGACAUCACAGCCGUCUGGGACGCCACAAUGAAGGAGCUGGAGUGCUGCGGAUUCCACAACUAUACAGACUUUGACAAUUCCGCCUUCCAACGCCUUAAGGUCUGGUAUGACUACCCUGCCUCGUGCUGCCGAAAUGGUAAAUCAUGCUAUGAUGACGACAUAGACCACCUUAAGCAGGGAUGCCUGCGAAUAAUCCAGGAGUUCCUCAAAAGCAACAGGAAGAUUGUCGGAGCGGUCUGUCUAGGGACUGGGGUUCUCGAGCUGGCUGCCACGGUCAUCUCCUUGACCCUGUAUGGUCAGAUCGGCACAAGCCCUUGA